UCGUCAACCUACCCCCCAAGGUAGUAAGCAGAAAGGUUUUGAAACUGCAUAUGGGCUGCAUUUAAUCCAAAUCUAGGAUCUAGACUGGUUCUGCAUAUAUUAGCAAUGCAACAUACUUGCCAACUCAGAUCGUCAGUAAUAUAGUAUGGCUAUCAUGGAGAAAGAACACGAAAUGAAGGGGGACACGGAAAAGCCGGAGUAUAGUCCGGAGCUCACGGACAAUGUCAUUGCCGCCACAGGCCCCAAGGCCCAUCCCCGUCUCAAGCAGAUCAUGCCGAGCCUCGUACAGCACCUGCACGCCAUUUGCCGGGAGGUAGACCUAACGGUUGCGGAAUUGAUGAUGGGGGUCGAAUUAAUCAACGAGUGCGGCCGCAAGUCCACAGACAAGCGCAACGAAACCCUUCUCCUCAGCGAUAUCCUUGGCAUAGAAUCUCUCGCCGACGAAAUCACAUCGAAACUGCUCCUCUCGGGAACCAGCACCUCGGACGCCACGCCCUCCGCCGUCCUCGGGCCCUUCUACCGCGCCGACGCGCCCCUCCUGCCUAACGGGAGCAGCAUCGUCUCGCCACAAACCGGAUGGUACGAGCAGGCCAAGCCGCUACUCGCCAACGUCUCAGGACGCGUGCUCUCGAAAACCACUGGCAAGCCCAUCCCGGACGCUAUCGUCGACGUCUGGCUCGCGGGGCCGAACGGGUUGUACGAACAACAGGACGACGAGCAGCCCGACAUGAACCUGCGCGGGCGCUUCCGCACCGACGCCCUGGGCAGGUACGAGAUCGUCUGUCUGCGCCCAACGCCGUACCCGGUGCCGCUGGACGGGCCCGCAGGCCGCUUGCUGGGGUUGUUAGAUCGUCAUCCGUAUCGGCCGGCGCAUAUCCACUUCAUUGUGGGCGCGGAGGGGUACCGCAGGUUGGUUACGCAGAUUUUUGAUGAGGAGGAUGGCCAUGUUAAGGAUGAUGCGGUGUUUGCGACGAAGGACGAGCUCCUGGUGAAGUUUGAGCGGAGGGAGGGCGAUGAGAGGGCUAGGUGGUCGCUAGUUUAUGAUUUUACGCUGGGGGAGGCGUGAGGGGUUGGUGAGGUUGGUGAGUUUGGUGUGUAUUCGCUUACCUUAGACUGUUAGUAUGGCUGUGAUGGUGUGAUUUGUAUGAGAUCGUGAGUAAGGUAGCUAUGAAGUA
Molecule: messenger RNA, 1175 nt
Organism: Annulohypoxylon maeteangense
Lineage: Eukaryota; Fungi; Ascomycota; Sordariomycetes; Xylariales; Hypoxylaceae
Product: aromatic compound dioxygenase
Exons: 2
Coding region: 146-1066 (306 amino acids)
Biological process (GO): catechol-containing compound metabolic process
Molecular function (GO): ferric iron binding; catechol 1,2-dioxygenase activity
Source: RefSeq, a predicted model, not a curated record